ACGACAGACUAGGUGUGGAUGAGGCUCGCUAUUAUUAUAUCUCUGAAAGAAAGAAGGAAAUUGGAAAUAUAUUGAACAGUGUCCCUGAGCAUUCUCGAUUUCCUGGUCUACGCUUUGGCUGACAAACAGUCUUCUUAUUCCAAAAGUCAUCAUCUUACUUUUCUUUGCUACUUGCGAGCGACGAUGACAUGGACUCUCUCUCUCUCUCUCUCUCUCUCUGUCAUUCUCUGAAUUGAACUGUUGAGUAGCUCUGGUUUCCUUGUCUCCGAUUUCGAUCUUGAGCUCCUCUGCGGGCCUCGCCUCGCCCCGACUCUCAUAUCAUAUUGGAAUAUGGGUAUAUAUCUCAGCACGCCCAAAACUGACAAGUUCUCUGAAGAUGGAGAGAAUGGCUGGGUCAGAUAUGGUCUAUCGUCCAUGCAAGGAUGGCGUGCAACUAUGGAGGAUGCUCAUGCAGCAUAUCCCGAUCUAGAUGCAUCCACCUCGUUCUUUGGUGUUUAUGAUGGCCAUGGAGGAAAGGUAGUUGCUAAAUUCUGUGCCAAAUAUCUUCACCGACAAAUGCUCAAGAAUGACGCAUAUUCAGCUGGAGACAUAGGAACUUCUGUUCAAAAAGCUUUUUUCAGAAUGGAUGAAAUGAUGCGUGGACAAAGGGGUUGGAGAGAGUUAGCUGUUCUGGGAGAUAAGAUAAACAAAUUUACUGGCAUGAUAGAAGGGUUAAUCUGGUCUCCGAGGAGCAGUGAGGGUAAUGAUCAAGCUGAUGAUUGGGCUUUUGAGGAGGGGCCUCACUCUGAUUUCAGUGGUCCAACUUCUGGGAGCACAGCUUGUGUUGCAAUUAUUAGAAACAACCAACUUGUUGUUGCAAAUGCUGGUGAUUCUCGUUGUGUGAUAUCUAGGAAGGGUCAGGCAUAUAACCUGUCCAGAGAUCACAAACCUGAACUUGAGCUUGAGAAGGAAAGGAUUUUAAAAGCUGGUGGUUUUAUCCAUGCAGGACGAGUCAAUGGCAGUUUGAAUCUUGCAAGAGCUAUAGGUGACAUGGAAUUCAAGCAGAAUAAAUUCUUGCCAGUGGAAAAGCAAAUUGUCACUGCGAGUCCUGAUAUAAAUACUGUUGAACUUUGUGAUGAUGAUGAGUUUAUGGUCUUAGCAUGUGAUGGUAUCUGGGAUUGCAUGUCAAGCCAGCAACUGGUAGAUUUUGUGCAUGAACAGCUAAGCUCGGAAAGCAAACUGUCUGUGGUGGUUGAAAGAGUCCUUGACAAAUGUUUGGCACCAUCGACUGCUGGUGGGGAGGGAUGCGAUAACAUGACCAUGAUCUUGGUGCAAUUCAAGAAGCCCAUUGUGCCAGUUGAAUCUGCGGGUAAGCAGCAGGAAUCCUCAACAACCGAAGAAGAAGGACCUGGAACGGAUGCAAAUCCAAGUGAAAGUGAAUCAAAUUAGCGGACAGCUAAUGCGUUCCAAAAUCAGGAGAGCCAAGACUGCAUAUUUCACUGUUUUCAGAUUGGUUCUCAGAUUUGUAACUGUAGAUGAUUUAGCAUGAAGAUUAAUGGAUCAGCAAUUAGUAACAUUUCGUUUUUAUGCUGGUGAAUGUUGCUGUUUAUGCUUGAGAUACAACUGGUAUAGUAUGCAUGUACAGAUAAUAAAUAGCGAGUAGAACCAAGUGUUUUGGACAA
Rosa chinensis is the source of this 1661-nucleotide messenger RNA. RefSeq names its product probable protein phosphatase 2C 60. NCBI's taxonomy places the organism in Eukaryota, Viridiplantae, Streptophyta, Magnoliopsida, Rosales, Rosaceae. Gene Ontology annotation, biological process: protein dephosphorylation. The record is from RefSeq and is a predicted model, not a curated record. The transcript has 11 exons. Bases 331 to 1428 code for a protein of 365 amino acids. Gene Ontology annotation, molecular function: cation binding; protein serine/threonine phosphatase activity.